Molecule: messenger RNA, 4945 nt
Organism: Thunnus maccoyii (southern bluefin tuna)
Lineage: Eukaryota; Metazoa; Chordata; Actinopteri; Scombriformes; Scombridae
Gene: csde1
Product: cold shock domain containing E1, RNA-binding
Exons: 23
Coding region: 862-3471 (869 amino acids)
Molecular function (GO): nucleic acid binding
Source: RefSeq, a predicted model, not a curated record
UAUCGCGAUAGCCGCUUGCUAAUCACUACGUAAUGUGCCGUGCUGCUUCUAGCGGCGCUGGUGACAGUGCUGAAAGCUGUUGGGUAUGAAGUGAAACGGAACUGAAUUUUUGUACCAUCCGCAACUGCUUCAAGUUCAGAUCAUAACAAAGAAACUGAAGAGAAACCUCCCAAAACAAGCAAAGUUGCAACACUGAAGACACGUGGAAAAAAAAAAAGGAUCACUUCAUCCUGAAACGGCCAAAGAAGACACACAUCAGCCCAAUUGAAACACGCAGAAGAGAAGCAAUCCAAUGCCCAAGCAUUUUAUGAGAAGACAAUAACUGAUCUGAAACCAGAAGUUUGUGCCUACUCAACAGCUUUGACAAAGCACACGUCCCAACGCUGCUCCUAGCCCUCCUCAUCCUCACCACACCACCGUCUCACCACCGGGGUGUGGAGUGGGCUGCUGUCUGCUAGUUUUUUUUUUUCCCCCAUAGUUCCCCCAUCUUUCCCUCCCUCUUCUCCUCCCACUGUUUUCAUUGUAUUUUUUUUCUAAGCAGUGUUAUUGCACCUGCGUUUGCCUUUUUGCGCUAGAUUUCUCCCCCUUUUUUGCUUUAUGCAACCAUCUAGAACUUGUGCCAGAAACCUGUAACAAGUGUGUGUGUGUGUGUUCAACUGUGUGCGUGAAGAGAUCUGCAGGAACUGCAUAGUCAUCGAGAUCCUGAGAAUCACAAGAUUCAAGACGACUAAUAAAGACAUCCAGCGGUGUAUCAUUGGGUGGUUGCAUAAAUAUAGUACUUAACAGUCAAGCAAAAAAUUCAAACAAGUAAUCAAGUUCAGCAAGUGCUCAAGCAAGUUUGGUCCGAGUUUAUGGGAAAAUAUGGGCAGCCCCUGGAAAGGCUUUGUUGAGUUUACCUUGCCUGCGUCGCCACCCACCGCGUUUGUUAGCGCUGACCUGAGCAGCACCUCCCCUGUCGGACUCAGCCUGUCGCCAUAUGGCCGAUCCAUGAGUUUUGACCCAGGUAUGCUCCAUAACAAUGGGCACACUGCAUACGCCAACGGCACAGGGCCUGGCAUUAGAGAGACAGGCGUGGUGGAGAAGCUUCUGACUUCCUAUGGCUUCAUCCAGUGCUCCGAACGCCAGGCUCGUCUCUUCUUCCACUGCUCCCAGUACAAUGGUAACCUGCAGGAGCUUAAAAUAGGAGAUGAUGUAGAGUUUGAGGUAUCCUCUGACAGGCGCACUGGCAAGCCCAUAGCAGUGAAGCUGCUUAAGAUAAAGCCAGAGGUGCUGCCAGAGGAGCGCAUCUCGGGCCAGGUGGGGCCAGACCUGCACGCCUAUCCCUUUACUGUGCUGCAUGGUUAUAUUCAUCCAGUUGUCUCAGCAAUCCCAGUGCACUUGGAUGGAAAGUCUGCUCCUGGCCAGGUGCCCACCGGAAGUGUUUGCUAUGAAAGAAAUGGGGAAGUGUUCUACCUUACCUACACUCCUGAUGAUGUAGAGGGUAACAUCCAUCUGGACACCGGUGACAAAGUCAGCUUUUAUAUGGAGACCAACAAGCAUACUGGUGCAGUCAGUGCUCGUAAUAUUCAACUUGUGAAGAAAAAGCAAAUGAGGUGCCAGGGGGUGGUGUGUGCUACAAAGGAGGCAUUUGGAUUCAUUGAGAGGGCUGACGUGGUGAAGGAGAUCUUUUUUCACUACAGCGAGUUCAAGGGUGAUCUGGAGGCUCUGCAGGCUGGAGAUGAUGUCGAGUUCACCAUCAAAGACAGAAAUGGUAAAGAAGUAGCCACAGAUGUGAGGCUGCUCCCCCAAGGAACAGUCAUCUUUGAGGAUAUCAGCAUUGAACAGUUUGAAGGCACAGUCGUCAAGGUCAUUCCCAAGGUUUCCACCAAAAACCAGAACGACCCUCUUCCAGGUCGUAUCAGUGCCCGGAUCGGUUUCAGUGACAAGGAGCUGCCAUUUGGGGAAAAGGACACCAAGUCCAAGGUGACCCUUUUGGAGGGGGACCACAUACAGUUCAACAUCUCCACCGACCGCAGAGACAAGCUGGAGAGGGCUACCAACAUAGACAUCCUUCCAGACACAUUCAACUUCACUAAGGAGACUCGUGAAAUGGGGGUGAUUGCAGCUAUACGUGAUGGCUUUGGCUUCAUUAAAUGUGUGGAUCGGGAUGCCAGGAUGUUCUUUCACUUCAGUGAAGUCCUGGAGGAGAGCCAACUGCACAUCUCAGAUGAAGUGGAGUUCACUGUUGUGCCUGAUAUGCUGUCAGCUCAGAGGAACCAUGCAGUGCGCAUCAAGAAGCUGCCCAAGGGCACUGUGUCCUUCCAUACUCAGUCUGAGCAGCGCUUUGCUGGUGUGGUGGAGAAGGAAAUUGUGGCAGCGAACGCCAAAAAUGCCAGUCCCAACAAGAACAAGGAGAAGAAAAAAGACAAGGGGAAAGUUGUAGAAAAGGAAUCUGAGGAAGGAGUGAUUGCAUAUGAAGACUGUGGAGUGAAGCUCACUGUGCAAUACCAUGGCAAGGACCUGGAGGGAGGAUGUCACCCACAGGUCGGAGACAAGGUGGAGUUCUCCAUCAAUGAAGUGAAGAGAACAGGCCAGCAGAGUGCAGUCUCCAUCAGGGUCCUCAACCGAAACGCCUCCAAUGCCAAGAGACUGCAAGGAUUUGUUGCCACACUGAAGGACAACUUUGGCUUCAUUGAGACAGCAAAUCAUGACCAGGAGAUUUUCUUUCACUACAGUGAAAUGUGUGGAGACUUGGAGAACUUGGAGCUUGGUGACACAGUGGAGUACACUCUUUCUAAGGGAAAAGGAAACAAAGUCAGUGCUGAAAAGGUUACCAAAGUGGCUGCAGUGAACGGCGUUGGUGAGGAUGUUGGUGUAACAGUGAUGAUGGGGAAAGUCAUCCGUCCCUUACGCAGUGUGGACCCGUCCCAGACAGAAUACCAAGGGCUUAUUGAAAUCACAGAGGAAGGUGGAACUAAAGGUCAGAAUUAUCCCUUUGGAAUCAUGGGCAUGGCAAACAAGGCCGAUUGUCUACAGAAAGGAGAACUUGUCAAGUUCCAGGUUUGCACAAUAGCUCAGACUGGACAGAAGAUGGCCUGUAAUGUGGUCCCCCAGCGUAGAGCCAUGGUGGAGUGUGUCAAAGACCAGUUUGGCUUCAUCACAUACGAAGUAGGUGAGAGCAAGAAGCUUUUCUUCCAUGUAAAAGAAGUGCAGGAUGGCCUGGAGCUCCAGACCGGGGAUGAGGUGGAGUUCUCAGUUGUCCUCAAUCAACGCACAGGAAAAUGUAGUGCCUGCAACGUACGCAGAGUCAGUGAGGGGCCAAAACCAGUGGUGACUCCGCGUCCUGACCGCCUAGUGAACAGACUGAAGAGCAUCACCCUUGAUGACGCCAGUGCUCCUCGGCUGGUCAUUGUAAGACAGCCCCGUGGUCCUGACAAUUCAAAGGGCUUCAAUGUGGAGCGCAAGACUCGCCAGCCUGGUGUCAUUGACUGAGCAAUAUAGAGCCCGCCCUGUUUGGUGUUGGUGGGAUGCUGUCUCAAAGGGCAACAGCAGGGGACAAGGGAAUUUGAUUUGUCACAUGCUUGUACACACCAACUCAUACACAAAACAUACGCACACAUACAGUAACUGGCAUGUGUAAUCUUUGUCCUUAUCAAUACUUGCGAGGGAACUUUGCUCAUUCCACAGUUCCCUGCCUUCCCAUGUAUGAUGUACUUGAUACUGAGUUCCACACUGCAGUGUACAUGGGAUAUCUGAGUGUGUGCGUGUGUGAUGUAUCCUAGAAGUGAUUAUAGUGUGUAAUGGAGGUAUUUGUUUCUGAGGGCCUUGUCUCUCUAAAUCAGAGUGAUGAUUGUGUGACUGUCUAUGUCCCUAUCUUUUUAUUUUUGCUUUGUCUGGAAUUCUGCACCUGUUAUUUGUCUAAUAGUUUGCCUGGAUGAAUGAACGUGACUGUUGGCAUGUCUUUGAGCAUCUGCUCCUUUUUUUUUUUUUUUCGUAUAUUUUUGCUCCUUUACCCAUGGAAACUUAAAAUGGUUUCAUUGUCAAGUUUCCACUAGCGUAUGCUUUCCGACAAAACACAUAAAGCAAAGCAAAGUUCCCUCCAUAAGGAGGAUCCUAUUUCUCAUAUGUGCGAGCUUAAACUGAGGAUUCUUCUCUGCUCCGUUUUUUGAGCAGUUUUAAAAUGCUUUACUGAAGAGCUUAAGUGAAAGCAUGGUGUGUAUGUGUGUGUGAUGUAUGUGAAUGUCAAAGUAGUUAAUCUAAUGGGAUUUACUUUCACCAAUCUGGAGCCUUUAGAUACCUUUUUGGUAUUCACAUGCUCCACUUAAGCAAUGUCUCCCAGGUGCAGAAUUCCUUGUGGCAUCUUAUAUCUGCAGUUCUUUUAUACUGUUUUUUUUUUUUUUUUUUUUUUUUUUUCUUGCACAUAUUUUUGCUUUUUUCCCUUGAAACUCAAUCUGCUAAUAUUGAAUUAAGUAAGAAUAAGGUGCCUAAAAAAAAAACUACAAGCAAAAUAAAAUGGAGAAAAAAAACAACAAAAAAAUGUAUCCUCUGUUCCCAGCCAACCGCCAAAAUAUUCAGAACAAUCUUAGGGUGGCUUUCUUUUCUAGUAGAAAUAAUACUGAUAUGCAUCCCAAACCUGUGGGUUGAACUAUACUGUAUGUAAUGUGUGCUUUUUUUCUUAGUGAAAGUUCAAACUUCAGAUAUAACAAAACAAAUUUAACUUAAAAAAUGGUGAAAGUAUUAUAAAUUCAGUUUAAAAAAAAAAAAAAGCAAGCAUUAAGAAUCAGGAUAUCAAUUGUUGUGCUCUGGAGACAUGGUGGGUGUUAUGCCUCUGCACAUUACAUUACAGACUAAAUUAAUUUCAACUUUGGAGAUCACUGGGUUUCAGUUGAACCACGUACAGAGGUUCUUAUGUACUUUUGUUAAUGGUCUUGAAUGAAACAAUUGAAUUAAAGUUUUAUGAAAAUCA